GCCGCCGCUUCCUCCUCCUCCUACUACAACCCCGCGGAUAGACACAAACACACACACGCGUGGACGGCGCUGGAGUUAUGGCCCUUUCUCCAUUACGGUGGGUUUUUAGGCGACUAGGCAGUCGCCACAUGGUCGAGGGGUGACGCCUGUAUGGUCGUGCGUAGUCUCCUCAGUCGCCGAAAGAGUCGUAGCGUUUUUCCGGUCGCCGCUGGAUUUUGAAAUGCCCAAACAUUUUGGGCGACAGUGGGCCUGACGCCAAUGAGCGUAGCUUGACUUCUCCUGACGAAGGUGCUGUCGUAGGUUGUCGCCAGGAUGACGUAGGUUAUCGCCGGUGCUGACCGGAAGUCAAGUAGCGACAGGCAUUGGAAAAACACGUCCACAGCUCCACGUGGUCAGGCGACUAUAGUGCGUGGACAUUCUGCAUUCUGUGUUGGGGACAUUGGACAGUGCAACAUGGCUCCAAGGAGAAGGAAGGGGCAGCCCAAGGGGAAGGCCCAAUCCCCAUCCCCACCCCCCAGGCAGGUGGAGACUGAGGAGACCCAGGAGGAGAAGGCACAGGAGGAGAGCAGGGAGGUGGCCAGUGUUCCCACCACCACCCGGAGUGGCCGCCCUGCCAAGACUGCAGGUACUGCUGCUGCUGACCCAGACUCACCAUCAGAUUAUGCUCAGGACACUGAUGCCUCAAGUGAGGUGAAGAAGGGCAGGAUACGCAAGGUACUUCCUUAUGAGUUCAGCAGGGAACAAGAAGGAGAGCUGGUCGAGUGGUAUCAGGCAAACCCUGAGUUGUAUGAUAAGAACUGCCAACAAUAUCGUAACAAGGACAGGAAGUACUCACUAGUUGACAACAAGGCGAAGGAGUUCCCUGACUGCACAUAUGCCCAACUCUGUCAGUGGUUCACAGGUCAGAGAACAAGAUAUGGCAAGCUGUCUCAGAGUGGGAACAAGUCAGGGUCUGGUGGCAAAAACUUUACCCCGAGGCAGCAAUGGAUCAUCGACAAAUGGGGCUUUAUCAAAUCACAUAUAGUACGAGCAGAGAUGAGACAGAGCACUAAGAAGUUUGACAAGAAGAAGCCAUUGCCCAGUAUGUCAAGUGAAGAGGAGUUUGAUUCACUUGACGGAACUUCUGGAUCCACACCCUCCACCAGUCAGCAGCACAGCAAGAAGAGCAGGACCACUGCCAACUCCACUGCAGGCUCCAUCCCUAAUGCAACUGAGUUAGAGGAGAGAGGGGCAAGUCAGAAGGAGCUGAUCAAGCAGCUCAUGCAACAGGCAACAGAGGCCAGGGAGGCCAGACAGGCCAUGACCCAGCCCCAGACACCACAUGAGAGAGCUGUUGACACCUUCCAGGCAUUCUUAAAGACUGAGCUGCUCAAAAUACCAGAAAACAUGUGGUUCAACUACACCAUGGCUGCCAUGAAGGUGGCCCAUAACUUCUCCCACCCGACUCUGCAGCUGUUGGGACACAUGGGAGAGCAACAGAUGGGACUGAUGGGAUCACCACAUCAGCAUGCUCACCAGUUUCCCGAAUCAGGCUGUGGGACUCCAACCCACCACCAGUAACCGGGAGAGGACUGCGAAGUCAGAGCUCACAGCAAGUAACCAACUGCAUAUUGGGCAAUCGCAUGUCAAAGGCCACGGACCUGAGGAGUUAAAUUUUGCUCACCCUAUCUCUCUUCUCAGAGAGUGUCUGAUCUGCGUAACAUUUCCUGAUUGCUUAGGUUUUCCAGCAGCCUUAUUUUGACCAGAGAAGAUUGGAUAUUGAGGAUAUAUUCCAGUGAAAGUAUGCUUACCCAACUGUUUGUUUCUCAAUUUAAAAACAAGAACUUAGUUUCACUAUCAAGUACUUUCCGAAUACAUUUAUGAACAAUUUCACAGAAAACCACACAACUACAAUUUACUAUCAAAUUAAAGAAGGGUCUCGAGGUCUCAACCCGAAACUUCACCAAUUCCUUCUCUCCAGAGAUGCUGCCUGUCCAAUUGAGUUACUCCAGCAUAAUCCUCCAGGGUCACCUGCCCUGGCUGCCCUGCCGGCAGAGUGUUAGUUUUUUCAUUAUUUUUGUUAUUUUGUAUUGUGUUAAAAGUUUGUUUUAAUGUUCUUCGGUUUAUUUUAUGUGGGGGGAGUGGGGAGGGGAUCGGGGGAAAUUUUUUUUCAAGUUCUUACCUUGCUGGAGAUGUGAUUAAUAUUCGGAUCACGCUCUCUGCGGCCCCUCCAUCGAUGGUGCUGGAAGCCUCCUCGGACUGAUUUUGAGCCCUAUCGCGGGGUGCUGAAUUAACAUUGGAGCUGAUCCCUUGCCUGGGAUCCCACCGCGGACUUUAUCAUCAAGAGCACGCAGUCGGGAGAGGCUAGUCGGGAAGCUCCAACGUCACGGAAGGGUCGACCAGCCCCGACGUGAGAUUCGAUCGCCCGGCGCGGGCGAGCUGACAUCCCCCCGAUGUGGGAGCUGACAUCCCCCCGAUGCGGGAGCCCAAACGCCGUCGGUUACGGGAGUCAAGAUCAUCCCGUCAACGGGGGCUCGAGGCCCACGACCGAGGAAGAACUAAGGGAAGGAGUUUAUUUAGCCUUCCAUCACAGUGAGGAAUGUGUAGGAGUCACUGUGCUGCAUGUUCAUGUAAAUGUGUUUUUGAGUGAUCUGUUGCUUUUAAUUGUAUGACUGACCUGGCCAAUGAAAUUCCUCGUAUGUUGCAAAACAUACUUGGCAAAUAAAGUGUGAUUCUGAUUUUGAGUCUAUCUACACAAAUUACCAUUUUGACUGUUCGGAUGAAUCGGUCAGCUCUGAUGAAAUGUCAUCACAUUUCCAGCAACUUCACAGUUUUGUAUGUGUAGGAAGGAAAUGCAGAUGCUGGUUUAAAUUGAAGAUAGACACUAAAUGCUGGAGUAACUCGGCGGGACAGGCAGCAUCUCUGGAGAGGAAUGGGAGACAUUUUGGGUCGAGACCCUUCUUCAGACCUUCUUCAGUCUGACGAGGGUCUCGACCCAAAACUUCACCCAUUCUUUCUCUCCAGAGAUGUGCCUGUCCCUCUGAGUUACUCCAGCAUUUAGUGUCUAUCCCAGUUUUGUAUUAACUCAUUCAUCCACCUUUAUCUCCCCCAGACUCGACAGCAGUAAUUUAAAAAAAAGAAAGUGAUGGAAAUACUCAAGUAAUUAGAUAGGUAGCGUUAAUCUUUCAGAUCAAUGACCCAUCGUCAUAAUUUCCUCUGAUUUGCACAGAAACGUUAACCGUUUAUUUUUCCAAAGGCGCAUCAGAUUAGAUAUUUUUGAACACUGUCUUUAUUGUAGGUUUUCAGCAUCCUCUUUUUUAGUUUGUCAACUGUGAUUCUCUGGUCUUCACAAUCCUCAGAGUCACAUUGACUACAUUUGUCACUGUGUUUCUUGUCUCCAUGCUGUAACAUCCAAUCCUUUUUUCUCCUACCCCCUCUGUUCUCUAUAACCUAACACAUGUUUUAUUUGCAACUUUUCCAGUAUGACGAAAGUUCAUUAACCUGAAAUUUUAGUUUAGAGAUACAGCACGGAAAUGGGCCCUUCGGCUCAACAUGUCCCCACCAACCAGUGAUCCCCGCACAUUAAUCCAAGGCAAAUACCUUGUAUGUGAAUACUUGGCAAAUAAACGUAUUCAUUCAUUCAUUAACACUAUCCUACGCAGACUAGGUACAAUUUUUCAAUAUACCAUCCAAUUAACCACCAAACCUGUACGUCUUUGGAGUGUGGUAGGAAACAGAAGAUCUCGGAGAAUACCCACGCAGGUCACGGGGAGAACGUACAAACUUUGCACAGACAAGCACCCAUCGUUGGGAUCGAACCGGGUCUCUGACUCUCAGGCAGUAGCUCUACCGCUAUGCAACCGUGCUUUCCCAUGUUAGUUCUGUCUCUUUUUCUGCAUCCGCUGCCUGACAUGCUGAACAUUUUCAGCAUCUUUAAAAAAAUUUUCAAAUGUUCAGCCUUUUGAUCAAUUCUAGAUUGAUCUUAUGUAACAUAUGUAUAAUCUGCAGAAUGAACAGUGAAAGGUGUUCCCACCUAACAUGAAAUGUUUUGAGUCAAAGUACCUGUAGUAGAGCGGACUUUCUUCUCUAACUGCAAAGCACAGCGUGUUAUAAACCCCCUCCCAUUCCCACACUGACCUUUCUGUCCUGGCCCUCCCCCACUGAUAUAGUGAGCAAAUUGGAGAAACAACACCUCAUAUUUUGCUUGGGCAGCUUACAACCCAUUGAUAUGAAUUAACAACUUCUCCUUCGACUCCUCCCACAGCCAGCCAAUUUCUGUCUACUAACACUCUCCUCUGCUUAGUAGAGCUGGUCCUCACCCUUAACAACUUUCAACUCCUCCCACAGUCUGACAAAAGGUCUCGACCCAAAACAUCACCCAUUCCUUCUCUCCGGAGAUGCUGCCUGUCCCACUGAGUUACUCCAGCAUUUUGUGUCUAUCUUCCGUAUGAAUAUUGAUUUCUCUAACUUCAAGUAACCCUUGCUUUCCCUCUCUCUCCGUCACUCCCCCACUCCAGUUCACCUGAGUUUCCUCACUGAGCUGAGUUUCCUCACGAGUUUCCUCGACCAGAAACUUCACCUAUCCAUGUUCUCCAUUGAUGCUGCCUGAUCUGCUGUGUUCCUCCAGCACUUUGCAUCCUUCGGUGUACUAAAAAAACAUCUGCAGUUCUUUGUUCUACUUUAUCAGUGUUUAUAUUUGUGUUUAUAUUUAUAAUUGUUUACUGACAUGCAGUGUCACUGGCACUAGUCUUACACUCUCUGUCUCUUCCCCUUUGCUCGUCCUAUUGUACUUGAGGUUGACUUGAUUGUAUUUAUGUAUUUUAUACCCAAUCUAUUUGGAUAGCACACAAAAGCUUUUCACUGUACCUCGGUACAACAGACAAUAAUAAACCUAAAUAAUAAACUAAUGAAGUUUCUGUUCUUUAUCAUUUCAGCCAUAAAAUAAAAUCAUAAUAAAAAGGCUACUCAAAUUAACCAAGUUAAUCAAUCCGAAACUAAAAAGGAAGAUAGACACUAAAAGCUGUAGUACCUCAGCGGGUCAGACAGCAUUUCUGGAAAAAUGGAAUAGGUGACUUUUCAGGUCGAGACCCUUCUUCAGACCCGAAAAUUUCAGACUCGACCCGAAACAUCACCUCUUCCUUUUCUCCAGAGAUGGUGUCUGACCCGCUGAAUUACUCAAGCUUUUUAGGGUGUCUAUCUUCGGUUCAAACCAGCAUCUGCAGUUCCUUCCUACAUAUAAAAAGGACUGUUUUUUAGUGAAGUUUUAACAGUUUUCAUUCCAAAUAGUAUAAGCAAGUGUCAAAGUCGAUUCAAAAUGUUAGGUCAACACGAUCAUUAAAAACUCGAAAAUUCAUAAUGACUUUUUGUGGAUAGUUUGACCAUGAGAACAUCUGUAAAUAUCAACACAAACCCGAUACAGAUCUGCAAUGACUGUAGACAAGCAAAAGGUAAGUCCAGGAUUGGGGAUCCUUGCACAUCCCCAAUCCUGGACGUUCCACUCGUCACUUUAAUGUCACGUUUCAUGUACUGUAUCUUGUUGUGUUUUAUGACUGUUGACAGACCAAUUGCCCUCUUGGGACAAAUAAAGUUCUAUCGUAUCGUAUCGUAGGAAAGU
Messenger RNA from Leucoraja erinaceus (little skate), 5593 nucleotides. RefSeq lists its product as uncharacterized. The coding region runs from base 454 to 1560 and encodes 368 amino acids. NCBI's taxonomy places the organism in Eukaryota, Metazoa, Chordata, Chondrichthyes, Rajiformes, Rajidae. The transcript has 6 exons. The record is from RefSeq and is a predicted model, not a curated record.